GUCGACCGGGCGGCGCAGCUGCUCGAUGGAGACUACAACGACGGCGACGAGGGCGAGGGCGAGCGCCGGGCGCUGGCCGAGCUGCUCGGCGCCGAGAGUCGACAGCAGCAGGAGGCGGCGGCGGCGAACUCGAAUUCGACGAAGCGGCAGCGGCGGGAGAGGAAGCGGCAGCAGGAGCAGGAGCGACGACACCAAGAGCAGCAGCAGCAGAAGCAGCGGCAGCAGCGGGUGGUGCUCGAGGCGCUCGAGGAGCCGAGUGAGGAGUACCUCCUCCAGCAGCAGCGGCGGCAGCAGCCACUCGAAGACAGCCUCGAGGAGGACGGAGGUGUUGUAGAUAUCGAGGGGGAGGGGGAGGGGAACGAAGAGGAGGACGAAGACGAGGACGGGGCAGCGACGCUGCUCGGGGACGACGGGAUGGAGAAGAUGAUCCUGCGCUUCCAGCUCGAAGCCGCCCAGCAGUCGAUCAUCUACAUGGAGAAGGAGCUCGCCUCGGAGAAGAAGGCCAACGCCGACCUCCAACGCACCCUCAAGCACAAGGUCCGCCCCCACCCGCCCCCUCCAGCCCCCUUCCGCCCCCUCCAGCCCCCGGCCCUCACACUCGGGCGGGCGUCUCAACAGGAGCAAAAGGAGAAGAUCUUGGGGGACUCGAUCAAGGAGCACGAGGAGGCGAUGGUGCAGCUGCGGCGGCACAUGAAGGAGAUGGAGAGCCAGAUGCUGGCCCUGACCGACAACGCGCAGAUGCUCAAGCAGCUGGUGCUCUGCCAGCACUGCUGCAAGCGGCUGCGCAACGUGAUCCUCCUCCCCUGCAUGCACCUCCUCUUUUGCCGCAAGUGCGUCAAGGAGCUCAAGCGCAAGCACAAGGAGGACACCAACACCAACGUCAACACCACCAACGCCAACGUCAACGGCAACGCGGCGGCCAAGGCGCAGGCAAGAGGCGGCCAAGGCGCGAUGGCGUCGGCGUCGGCGGCGGCGGCGGCCAAGAAGCAGAAGAGCCCCUUCCGGUGCCCCAAGUGCAGCGGCGAGGUGCGGGGCAAGAUGAAGUGCGAAAUGGGCUGUUAG
Acanthamoeba castellanii str. Neff is the source of this 1062-nucleotide messenger RNA. RefSeq lists its product as uncharacterized. NCBI's taxonomy places the organism in Eukaryota, Discosea, Longamoebia, Acanthamoebidae. The record is from RefSeq and is a predicted model, not a curated record. The annotation marks the transcript as partial. The transcript is spliced from 2 exons.